This is a messenger RNA of Durotheca rogersii, 8225 nucleotides long. Its product is annotated as fatty acid synthase S-acetyltransferase. The transcript is spliced from 5 exons. Bases 435 to 8009 code for a protein of 2524 amino acids. Gene Ontology annotation, biological process: fatty acid biosynthetic process; secondary metabolite biosynthetic process. Gene Ontology annotation, molecular function: phosphopantetheine binding; oxidoreductase activity; fatty acid synthase activity. NCBI's taxonomy places the organism in Eukaryota, Fungi, Ascomycota, Sordariomycetes, Xylariales, Xylariaceae. The record is from RefSeq and is a predicted model, not a curated record.
UUUUUUUUUUUUUUUACAACUCUGGGUAUUACACCAAUUUCUAUCACUAUGCCUUAUGUUGCCACACCAUAUUAUCUACCUAUAGCCUCAUGAGACUCACCUGGCCCCAACCUCCCUCGCCGCUUAAAUGCAUAAUUCCUAGCAUUCGCCCCCGGAGCGAGAGGCCGGCGACGGAACCCGCACUAGUAAGCGCGGAAGAUCUCCAUUGCGGCACAGGACCCUACGCCUACAUGGGCUCUCCCUGUGAGGCCCAGGGUCUAGUUAGUAUAGAUCAAGCGGUCCCGGAGCGUAGAUCUUUCUCGCCCGGCCCCUUUGCUCGAUCAGCUAGGGCACUCCUUAAGGUCCAGCAUCCGGGAUUCACCUCUCUUAUACAUUUCCAUAUCUCAUAGGUCCGAUCGACUUGAGGUUCGGAUCGCAUUGCAUGGCCUAGGAUUAUGAUUCCUGCUCUGGAUGUAGAGACUGCCGACGGCCCGGGCAUCGAUGGCCACAGCUCGACUAACGGGUCGUCGCGCAAUGGAGAGGUCGUGGCUAACGGGUCGGCGGCGAAUGGGAACGGGGUGGCCCCGAACGGACAUUCUGCCAACGGGAAUUCUUCAAACGGCCGCUCCGCAGAGACGCCCUUGAGCAACGGCCACCAUACCAACGGCCACUAUACCAACGGCAACCACACCAAUGGGCACAACGGCACCAGUGCGCCGGUUGACGGCGCCAUACCCAUCGCGAUUUGCGGCAUGGCUCUUCGCCUACCUGGGAAGCUGACGACGCCCCAGGAGUUCUGGGAGUUUCUGCUCGCCAAACGCGACGCGCUCUGCCGAGUCCCCGCCAGCCGCUACAACGUGUCCGCUCACUACUCGCCCGCAGGCAAGCCGGGUCUCGUCGGGACGGAGUACGGGUGCUUCCUCGACGAGAGCGUCGAUCUGGGAGCCCUGGACACGUCCUUCUUCACCAUGCCGCGGACGGAAGUGGAGCGCGCAGAUCCCCAGCAGCGGCUCCUGCUCGAGGUCGCUAGGGAGUGCUUUGAGGACGCCGGCGUCACCGGCUGGAGGGGCAAGACUAUCGGCUGCUAUGUCGGGAACUUUGGCGAGGAUUGGGUCGAGAUGUUCGCCAAAGAGCCCCAGCAGUACGGCAUGCAUCGGAUUGUCGGCUACGGAGACUUCGUGCUCUCGAACAGAAUCUCAUACGAGAUGGACUUGCGAGGCCCCAGUAUGACCAUCCGUACAGGAUGUUCGGCCGCCUUGGUCUGUUUGAACGAGGCUUGCAUGGCCAUCUCCAGAGGUGACUGUGAAGCCGCGCUCAUUGGCGGCGUCAAUCUUAUAUUAGGCCCGGGUAUGUCGGCUGCUAUGACGGAGCAGGGCAUCAAUUCCAAGGAUGGUACGUGUAAGACCUUUUCUGCCGAGGCCAACGGAUAUGGUCGUGGCGAAGCUAUUACCGCCGUCUACAUUAAACCGCUGAGCGACGCUAUCCGGGACGGCAACCCGAUUCGCGCCGUGAUCAGGGCUACUUCGCACAACGUCGACGGGAAAACCCCCGGAAUGUCACAGCCGAGCACCGAUGCGCAAGAGGCGCUGAUGCGGCGAGCCUACAAAGUUGCUGGUAUCACAGACUUCUCGCAGACUGCCAUGGUAGAAUGCCACGGAACGGGAACACCUACUGGUGAUCCUAUCGAAGUUAAGGCUGUCGCUCGCGUUUUCGGCGAGUCUGGGGUCUACAUUGGGUCCGUCAAGCCGAAUAUGGGGCAUACAGAAGGGGCUUCGGGCCUGGUAUCGUUAAUCAAGAUGACCAUGGCCCUCGAGAAUCGCAUCAUACCGCCUAAUAUCAGAUUCAUAACCCCCAACCCGAAGAUUCCUUUCAAAGAAGCGAAGCUCACGGUACCUUUGGAACCGACGCCUUGGCCGAAGUCGCGCCUCGAGCGCGUGAGUGUGAACUCCUUUGGCGUCGGCGGCGCCAACGCCCACGUAGUUCUGGACUCCGCUGCUAGUUUCAAUGCCUCGCCUGUGUUGUCGGCCGCACCGUCGACACCUCAACUCCUACUGUACUCAGCCAACCAUGCCAAGUCGCUUGCGAGAAUGGUUGAGAACUACAAGCAGUGGAUAGAGAAGAAUCCCGGGCGAGUUGCAGAUCUAGCCUACACCUUGGGUAGAAGGAGAGAGCAUCUGCCGCACCGUACAUAUACUAUCGUCAAUAACGGGGUAGCCGAAAGUGCGGCACCGCCGACGAGAGCGGGCCAGAAGCAGAACGUGGUCAUGGUGUUCACGGGACAGGGUGCUCAGUGGCCGCUCAUGGGCAAGGAGCUAUUGCAAUCUAACGAUACUUUCAAGGCUACGAUCCAAUCUCUAGAUCGAUACUUGAAAGAAGCAUUGGGAGAUGCACCACCGUAUUCCAUUGAAGAACAGCUUCAGCUGCCGGCCAGGAAGAGCCGGCUCAGCUCGGCAGAGCUGUCCCAGCCGCUUUGCACUGCUCUUCAAAUCGCGCUUGUGGACACUCUCAAGUCCUACGGAAUUACGCCGAGUGCCGUGGUUGGGCACUCCAGCGGCGAGAUCGCGGGGGCAUACGCUGCUGGAGCCCUGACUGCAAAGGAGGCGAUCCUGGCCGCUCAUCACCGCGGUGCUGUGACGUCGAAGCAGAAGAAGUCGGGAUCGAUGGCAGCUAUCGGCAUGAGCUGGGAGGACACUGAAAAGUUCCUGGCACCCAACGUUACUAUUGCGUGCGACAACUCGCCCAAGAGCGUUACGGUCUCCGGCGAUACCAAGGACGUGAAGGCUGUCGUCGCCGCCAUCAAGAAAGCACGCUCGGAUGUAUUGGCGAGACUACUCCAAGUCGACAAGGCAUACCACUCGUACCAUAUGGCUGAGAUCUCAGGAGACUAUCGCGCGUUAAUCGGCGAGAUGGAGAAGAGGGACCCUACCAUCCCUUUCUUCUCCAGCGUGACGGGAAAGCUGCUAGGCAAAGACCGGGACCUCGGGUCGCAGUAUUGGCAGGAUAACUUGCAGUCUCCAGUGCGAUUCAACGAAGCUGUAACUGGACUCCUCGAGCAUGAAGUUGGACAAAACGCCGUUUUCGUCGAAGUUGGGCCGCAUUCCGCUCUCGCUGGGCCGCUGAGGCAGAUAUUCACCGAGGCUUCCUCUACUGCCCCCUAUGUCUCGUCGAUGACGCGCAACCAGAAUUGCAUCGCCUCUAUCCUGACUGCUAUCGGAAAGCUCCACUCGUUGAAUGUGUCGGUUGACCUGGGCGCAGUGUUUCCGACCGGGACUUGUCUCCCAGACCUGCCUCGCUAUCCGUGGAACCACGAGGAGAGCUACUGGUACGAGACUCGCAUUUGCAGAGACUGGCGUCUGCGAAAGCACCCGUAUCACGACUUGCUGGGAAUCCGCUCGCCCGAAAGCACAGAUAUCGAGCCCGCUUGGCGGAAUUUGUUCCACCUGUCCAACGCGCCCUGGGUCCGCGACCACAAAGUCGGAGACGAUGUCGUAUUCCCAUUCGCAGGCUACAUCGCUAUAGCUGGAGAGGCUGUUCGACAGAUCAGCGAAGUGGAGGAGGGGUUCAACAUCCGAAAUAUUAUUGUUAGCACAGCGCUGGUCCUGGGUGAUGGGAAACCUACCGAGAUAUUAACCACGUUCCGGCCGCAUCGCUUGACCACUACGCUCAAUAGUCCGUGGUGGGAAUUCUCCGUCUCCUCCUUCAACGGCCAUGGGUGGACCAAACAUUGUGCAGGCGAGGUAUCGGCGCUCUCGUCACCUAUCGAGCCCUCGUACGAGCCGGUCCCCGACGAGCUCCCUCGAAAGGUGAAUGCGCGGAAGUGGUACGAGACCAUGCGCAAGUCUGGCCUCGAUCUCGGGCCAAUGUUCCAGACGCUCGACACCAUAGAUACCUCCGUGGACGCCGAAAACUGGGCGAUAGGGAAAGUGGUCAACAGUAGACAGGGCGACGAGGCCAACUAUCACAUUCACCCCACGGUCAUCGACGGAACCCUGCAGAUAAUGAGUGCCGCUGCCGUCAACGGCUAUGCCCGCAAGGUAAAGAAUUGGCUCCCUACUGGUAUCGACAAGCUGAGCAUCGUUCGAUGCUCCUCUGGUAUGGUCACGAGCGUGUCCGCAAAGAUAACGAGUAACCACUCUCUCCUCGGACGCGGGCGUUGCACCUCCAACGGCGUCAUAGUCAUACAGGCCUCAGGUAUUCGGAUGUCCUUAGCAGAUGGUGGCCUCCCCGGUGAGAUACCUGAUACUCACGCGGCGGCUCGAUACGAAUGGGCCUCCGACAUAGACUUUUUGAAGAUACAAGAUCUUAUUCGACCGCCGACGGGCCGCAAAGAGCACGCUGCCCUCCUUGAAGAACUCGGCCAGCUCUGCUUGGAGUCUUCGAGACGAACACUCUCUGGACGACAAACAUUCCUCGGCCAUAUCAAAAAAUACAUAGCGUGGCUUGAUUCUCAAGUCCAAACGGAGGACCUGAAGCAACUCGAUAAUGACACCCUCUCCUCUCGAAUCGAGGAGCUUGCCGCCAAGCUCUCCGAAACUCCGGCGGCACCCGCGGCCACAGCCCUUCACCAGUUUUCGACGAAGAUCGAGGAUGUAUUCUCGGGCCGAGGCCUGCCGGACGUAUUAUCGGCCGACAUACUCACGAGCCUCCACCAAUUCCUUAACGGGACAGAUGUCUCUCAGUUUAUCCGGUCCCUGGGGCACUCGAAGCCGAACCUGCAGGUCCUCGAGAUCGGGACGGGGAGAGAACCACUAGCAAACGGCAUUCUUAAAGACCUCACCCGGCCUAACGGCCAAGUUCUGUGCUCUAAGUACACCUUCACGUCAACGGGCUUCAUCUCGGCCAAGGACCAGCAGAAGCCGUUCGCAAACAUGGAGUACGCCACCCUGGACAUCAGCAAGGACCUCGGCGAACAGGAGUUCGAGGGCCGCCAGUACGACCUGAUUAUAGCGUCGCACGCGGUGCACGUAGCCAAGGACGUCCGACAGGGUCUGAAGAACAUCAGAAAGCUGCUCCGUCCUGGCGGACGACUACUGUUACAGGAACUGUGCCCGUCCUCAAAAUGGAUUAACUACCUAUACGGUGUGGUGCCGAACUGGUGGCAUGGUAGUACCGAUAACAGGUCCGACGGGCCUUACUUCGAUGCCGAGGGGUGGAAAUCCGAGCUUCAGGUUGCCGGAUUCGAUGACUUUGAGGGGAAGAUCUUGGACGCGGAGGAGCCUCAUCAGCAAACUGUUGUCAUAGUUGCGAGACAUUCCCGGUCCGAAACAGUUCCCCUAAAGCGGGUGACCAUCCUAGGCGGAGCAGUGGAGGACGGGCUUAACCCUAUCGUCUCCCAACUCGAGAAGGAAGGAUACGAAAUUACCAGAUGUAAGAUCGAGGACACGCCGCCACCGGGACAGGACGUCAUCUCCCUCCUCGACCUGUCCGGGCCGUACUUCGAGACGGUGGACUCGGCCCGCUGGGACUCCUUCAAGCAGUUCCUGCAUAACCUCCAGGACGCGGGCCUCUUCUGGGUCACGCCGCUCUGCCAGAUCGGCUGCGCGGACCCUCGAUACGCGCAGGUCAUCGGGCUAGCGCGGACGGUGCGCACGGAGCUGACGAUCGACUUCGCGACAUGCGAAGUAGACGACUUCAGUGCUGCGACAGCCGCCGGUAGCGUCGUCCGGAUUUUCGCCAAGUUCCAGCGGCGCGAAGCCGACGAGGUCCUGAACCCCGACUUCGAGUACGCUGUCCGCGACGGCGACAUCCGCGUCGGCCGCCUGUACCCCUUCGCGCUGCGCGGCGAGCUCGUGACGUCGGGCCGCGAGGACAGGGCCAUCCUCGACGUCGCCACCCCCGGACGUCUCAAUACCCUGCGCUGGCUCCGGCUGCCGCGCGAGGAGGUCUACGGGAACAAGGUAGAGAUCGAGGUCCACUCCGCCGGGCUUAACUUCAGAGACAUCCUAGUCGCCCUGGGCAUCGUCGAACUCCCCAUCCGCCAGUUCGGGCUCGAGACCGCCGGCUUCGUGACGCGCGUAGGCCCUGACGUCAAGAAUGUCAAAGUCGGGGACCGCGUCUGCUGUCUGAUACAGCAGGCCUAUUCCACCUACGUCGUCACACCGGAUUACUUCUGCACCCGUAUCCCCGAUCGGCUCAGCUUCGACGAGGCCUCCUCGAUGCUCAUGCCGUUUGUCACGGCGAUCCACUCUCUAAUCAACGUGGGACGUUUAGAAAAGGGGCAGUCCGUUCUAAUCCACAGCGCGUGCGGCGGCGUCGGCCUAGCAGCGGUCCAGAUCUGCCAGAUGCUAGGAGCCGAGAUCUACACGACGGUCAGCAACGAGGAGAAGACGCGAUUCUUAACGGAGAACUACGGGGUCCCUAGGGAGCGGAUCUUCAACUCGCGCAACGCCUCGUUCGUCGAGGGCAUCAUGCGCGAGACGGCGGGCCGCGGCGUCGACAUCGCCCUCAACUCGCUGUCCGGCGAGCUCCUUCACGCCACCUGGUCCUGCGUCGCCGAGUUCGGCACCAUGGUCGAGAUCGGGAAGCGCGAUCUCAUCGGCAGCGGCAAGCUCGACAUGAGCCCAUUCCUCGCGAACCGGAGCUACUGCUGCGUCGACAUUGACCAGCUCUGGAGGAAGCCCCCGCUACUACAGAGCGUCAUCCUGGCAACGAUCGAGUACUACGAGAAGGGGCUCACGACGGCCAUCCGCCCGCUGAAGAUGUUCCCGGCGGCGGAGACGGCGGACGCGUUCCGGUACAUGCAGAAGGGGCAGCACAUCGGGCGCGUCAGCAUCUCGCUGCGCGCGUCCGAGGCGGACCGCGAGAUCCGGUUCGCGACGGCGCAGCGGCCGCGGCCGGUCGCGUUCAGCGGCGCCGCGUCGUACCUGCUCGUCGGCGGGCUCGGCGGGCUCGGGCGCUCCAUCUCGACGUGGAUGGCGGACCACGGCGCGCGCGAGCUCGUGUACCUCUCGCGCAGCGCCGGCGCCGGCGCGCAGGACGCCGCGCUGGUCGCCGAGCUCGCGAGCAUGGGCUGCGCCGCGCGGCUCGUCGCCGGCGACGUGACGCGCGCGGAGGACGUCGCGCGCGCCGUCGCCGCCGCCGCGCGCCCCCUCAAGGGCGUCAUCCAGAUGUCCAUGGUGCUGCGCGACCAGAACUUCGAGGCGAUGACGCUCGGCGAGUGGAGCGCCGCGGUCGCGCCCAAGGUCCGCGGCACGUGGAACCUGCACGAGGCGACGGCCGGCGCCGCGCUCGACUUCUUCGUCCUGUUCAGCUCGCUGUCGGGCGUCGUCGGCCAGCCGGGCCAGGCCAACUACGCCAGCGCCAACACGUUCCUCGACGCGUUCGCGCAGUUCCGCGCCGCGCGGGGGCUCGCCGCCUCGGUCGUCGACAUCGGCGCCGUCGAGGACGUCGGCUUCAUCGCCCAGAACCCGGGCCUCAUCGGCAAGAUGAAGGCGACCGGCUUCAAGGCGGUGUCGGAGCAGGAGCUGCUCGACGCGCUGGCCGUGGCCACGGCGCCACCGCCGCCGCAGCAGCAGAAGGCCGCCGCCGCGGGCGCGUUCGCCGACCCGCACACGUUCGUGCUGGGCCACGGCUCGGCGACGCCGCUGGGCAGCGCGGGCAACCGCGCGGUGUGGCGGCGGGACCGGCGCAUGGCGGCGUACCACAACCUAGCAGCGGGCGCCGGCGGGGACGGGGGCGCGGCGGCGUCGAACGAGACGCUGAAGACGUUCCUGGCGGGGGCGCGGGCGGACCCGGCGGUGCUGCGCGGGCCGGAGGCGGCGCGCACGCUGGCGCUGGAGAUCGGGCACAAGCUGUUCGACCUGCUGCUGAAGCCGCAGGACGAGCUCAACACGUCGUGGUCGCUCGUCGACCUCGGGCUCGACUCGCUCGUCGCGCUCGAGCUGCGCGCCUGGUGGAAGCAGGUCUUCGCCUUCGACAUCAGCGUCCUCGAGAUGCUCGGCAUGGGCUCGCUCGACGCCCUCGGCCAGCACGCCGUCGAGGGCCUGCUGCGCGCCGUCGCCGAGGAGGAGGAGAGGAAGGCGGCCGAAUGAGAGGGCCGUGCGAACGAGAACGAGGAUGGCGAAGAGGGUGAUCUAUAAGUGAUGACAGGGGAAGCGUUUAUAUAUUACUCUGAUUCCCUUUUGGUGUGUUCUCUAUUUUCCUUGUAUGUAUGUAUCUCAGUGCGCAUGCGGGACUCUAUAGCCUCAAGUUUUAGGUAGCAAUCAAUUACCUAUCUUUCAGGGGUCCGGCUAUAGCCGUCGAUCUUG